Xyrauchen texanus (razorback sucker) is the source of this 4186-nucleotide messenger RNA. RefSeq names its product structural maintenance of chromosomes 4 (gene smc4). The coding region runs from base 148 to 4005 and encodes 1285 amino acids. Gene Ontology annotation, biological process: mitotic chromosome condensation. NCBI's taxonomy places the organism in Eukaryota, Metazoa, Chordata, Actinopteri, Cypriniformes, Catostomidae. The record is from RefSeq and is a predicted model, not a curated record. Gene Ontology annotation, molecular function: protein binding; ATP hydrolysis activity; ATP binding. Gene Ontology annotation, cellular component: chromosome. The transcript is spliced from 24 exons.
AAGUGUGUGUUUCAAGCAAAGCAGCGCGGACUUACUCUUUACUCUGGAAACACGCGAUAUAUGCGGAUUUAAUUCAGACGACGAGAAUUAUCAGAGUAUAAGCGAGGAGCGUGAGUGACAUCCGCUGAAUCUAAAGUCAUUGGAAUCAUGCCUGCGAAAACAACCAAGAGCUCGACGGCUGCGAAGAGAGUAGAGUCCGACGAGGAGGUGAACACCGCCCGCAGACCGAGUCCGACAGCAGCACCUCCACAGCCCGAUGCGUCUCCUCCAGGCGAGGCUGCUGAGGAGGUUGAUAACCGCAGUCUGGAGGAGAUUCUGAGCAGCAUCCCUCCUCCACCACCUCCUGCCAUGAGUUCAGAGCCUGGAGCCCCUCGACUCAUGAUCACUCACAUUGUUAACAGAAACUUCAAAUCAUAUGCAGGAGAGCAGAUCCUGGGGCCGUUCCAUAAGCGCUUCUCCUGUAUCAUCGGUCCAAAUGGCAGUGGGAAGUCUAACGUGAUUGACUCCAUGCUGUUUGUGUUUGGGUACAGAGCUCAGAAGAUCCGCUCGAAGAAGCUGUCGGUUCUGAUCCACAGUUCAGAUGGACAUCAGGACAUUCAGAGCUGCACUGUAGAGGUGCACUUCCAGAAGAUCAUCGACAAGGAGGGAGACGAUUAUGAUGUUAUCCCCAACAGUUCCUUCUAUGUGUCGAGAACUGCAGGGAAAGAUAAUUCCUCUGCAUAUCACAUCAACGGUAGGAAAGCCACCUUCAAAGAUGUGGGCACAUUACUGCGCAGCCACGGCAUCGAUCUGGAUCACAAUCGCUUCCUCAUUCUACAGGGUGAGGUGGAGCAGAUUGCGAUGAUGAAGCCCAAAGGUCAGACCGAACAUGAUGAGGGUAUGCUGGAGUAUCUGGAGGACAUCAUCGGUUCGUGUCGUCUCAAAGAACCCAUCAACAACCUGUGCAGAAGAGUGGAGUUGCUCAAUGAGCAGAGAGGAGAGAAGCUGAAUCGAGUGAAGCUGGUGGAGAAGGAGAAGAGUGCUCUGGAAGGAGAGAAGAAUAAAGCUGUGGAGUUCCUCACUUUAGAAAAUGAGAUCUUCAAGAAGAGGAGUCAGCUCUGCCAGUUCUAUGUGCAUGAUCUAGAGAAACGUGUGUCAACGAGAGAAUCUGAGAAACAGCAGAUUCAAGAAGACACAAAAGAACUGCGUGACAAGAGCAGCCAACUCACAGAAGAGAUGAAGGGGAAGAACGAGGAGCUGAAGAACGUGGAGAAGAAACUGACGAAGCUGACAAAGUUCAUCGAGAACCAGAAGGAGAAAUUCACCCAGCUCGACCUGCAGGAUGUGGAGGUGCGAGAGAAACUCAAACACACCAAGAGCAAAACCAAGAAACUGCAGAAACAGCUGCAGAAAGACAAGGAGAAGCUGGAGGAGUUGAGGAGCGUUCCUGCGAGCAGUGAGAAGAUCAUCACGGAGGCGUCGGCUCAGAAGGAGGAGCUGGAGAAGAAGAAACUGCUGGAGGAGCAGAAGUUGGCUCAGGUGAUGGAGAGUCUGAAGGAGGAGACCAGCGGCCUGCAGGAAGAUAAAGAGAAAAAGGAGCAGGAGCUACUGGAGUUGAGUAAGACAGUGAAUGAGACUCGCUCACGGAUGGAUGUGGCUCAGUCAGAGCUGGAUAUCUAUCUGAGUCAACACAACACUGCUGUAAGUCAACUGAACCAGGCCAAACACGCCCUACAGGAGGCUGUAGACACGCUGAGAGACAGAAGAGCAGCCAUCAAAGACCUGAACGUCAAAAUACCACAGUGUGAGGAGCAGCUCAACAAGGAUGAGCAGGAGCUGGCGCAGAUCUCUGAACAAGACCGUCAGAAGCGAGUGUUAGUUGGUGAUAUGAGACAGAAAGUAGCUGAAGCCAAAAGCUCUCUUUCUUCAAACCGCAGCCGCAGUAAAGUGCUGGAUGCGCUCAUGCAGCAGAAACAAUCUGGGAAGAUCCUUGGCAUCCUGGGGCGACUGGGUGAUCUGGGAGCGAUCGAUGAGAAGUAUGACAUCGCCGUCUCCUCCAGCUGUGGAUCUCUGGAUAAUAUCUUAGUGGACACUAUCGACACAGCACAGAAGUGUGUGACCUUCCUGAAGACACAAAACAUUGGUAUUGCCACGUUCAUUGGCCUUGACAAGAUGAAAGUGUGGGAGAAGAACAUGAGCUCCAUCUCCACCCCAGAGAAUAUUCCUCGUCUGUUUGACAUGGUGCGUGUGAAGGACGAGAGUGUGCGUCCGGCAUUCUACUUCGCCCUCAGGGACACGCUGGUGGCUAAAGACCUGGAGCAGGCCACGCGCGUUGCAUUCCAGAAGGACAAGCGCUGGAGGGUGGUGACACUGCAGGGCCAGAUCAUCGAGCAGGCCGGUACCAUGACUGGAGGAGGAGGACGAGUGAUGAAGGGCAGGAUGGGCUCUUCAGUCUGUGCUGAUGUCACUCAAGAUCAGUUGGAUAAAAUGGAGAACGCCUUAAACAAGGAGAUGACUCAACUGCAGGACUGGCAGCAGAGGAAACUUCAGCUGGAGGAGAAAGUGCACAAAGCCAAAUGUGAGCUGAGAGACAUGAAGAACACACUGGAGAAAUACUCUGCCUCCAUACAGAGUCUGACAGAGCAGGAGCUUCAUCUGAAGACUCAGAUUAAAGAUCUGGAGGCAAACGUCAUCUCUGCUGCUCCUGAUAAGGCCAAACAGAAACAGAUGGAGAAGAAACUGGAGAGCUUCAAGAAAGACUUUGAGGCAGCAUCCACUAAAGCAGGAAAGGUUGAGUCAGAAGUGAAGAGACUGCACACACUCAUCGUAGACAUCAACAGUCACAAACUGAAGAACCAGCAGGACAAACUGGACCAGAUCAACUUGCAGCUGGAUGAAUGUUCCUCAGCCGUCACUAAAGCUCAGGUGGCCAUCAAGACUUCUGGACGUAAUGUGAAGAAGUUUGAGGAGAGCGUGUGUCAGCUGGAGAAGGAGAUGAAAGACAAUGAAAAGCUGAUGGAGGAACUAACGGAGCAGCUGAAGAAACUUGAGGAGCAGGCCGGAGAAAUCAUGAAUACCUACCAGCAGGCCGAGGAAGCUCUGCCGGAGGUUCAGGAGCAGCAUCGGGGCAUUCUGCAGGAGAUCAAGGCACUUCAGGAGCAGGAACACACUCUACAGAAAGAGUCUCUGAAUGUUCGGCUGAAGGUGGAGCACAUCGACACGGCUAUCAAUGAAUUCCAGAAUAAAAUCAAACACUGGGAGAAAGAGGCCAGUAAACUCUCACUGCACUUCAUUGAUGGAACCGCAUCAGAAGAUCUGCCGACACUGACUCCAGAUCAGUUGGAGAACAUCAGCAAUCCAGACAUCAUGAAGAAUGAGAUCGCUCUGCUGGAGGAGCGCUGUGGCAACAUGAAACCAAACCUGGGAGCCAUUGCUGAGUUUAAGAAAAAGGAGGAGUUGUAUCUGCAGCGCGUGGCGGAGCUGGAUGACAUCACCACACAGAGAGACAGCUUCAAGAGAGGCUGUGAGGACCUGCGCAAACAGAGACUGCACGAGUUCAUGGCGGGAUUCAACAUAAUCACCAACAAACUGAAGGAGAACUAUCAGAUGCUCACUCUGGGUGGAGAUGCUGAGCUGGAGCUGGUGGACAGUCUCGACCCCUUCUCUGAAGGCAUCAUGUUCAGUGUGCGUCCUCCUAAGAAGAGCUGGAAAAAGAUCUACAAUCUGUCUGGAGGAGAGAAGACGCUGAGCUCUCUGGCGCUGGUGUUUGCUCUGCAUCACUUCAAACCCACUCCACUCUACUUCAUGGAUGAGAUUGAUGCUGCGCUUGACUUCAAGAACGUCUCCAUCGUGGCCUGCUACAUCUAUGAACAAACGAAGAAUGCUCAAUUCAUCAUAAUCUCUCUGAGGAACAACAUGUUUGAGAUGGCCGACCGUCUCAUCGGCAUCUACAAGACGCACAACACCACCAAGAAUGUGGCCAUCAACCCCAAAACCAUCGUCCUGAGAGAGAUCGAGACGGCAUGAGAGGAAACUCACUCAUUGAUAUAUCAUAAUUGUGUUUGAUAUCAUGUGUCUGUCCAGCUUUCAUUAUUCUCUAUUCUACAUGUUUUUACCCUUUCUAAAAGAAAAUGACUUUUGUAUUGUGUAGUAGAAAUCUGUCAGAUAUUUGUGUUUUAAUUACACUGCUGUCGUGUUCCUUUUGAAA